Molecule: messenger RNA, 622 nt
Organism: Penaeus indicus
Lineage: Eukaryota; Metazoa; Arthropoda; Malacostraca; Decapoda; Penaeidae
Product: alpha-mannosidase 2C1-like
Exons: 6
Coding region: 113-622 (169 amino acids)
Biological process (GO): oligosaccharide catabolic process
Molecular function (GO): alpha-mannosidase activity
Source: RefSeq, a predicted model, not a curated record
UCCCCUCCCCCCGCUGGCAACCCUGCGCCGAGGAAGACAAACUCGCUUAGCAACCUAGCAAUGGAGGAAAGUUACAUGACAGACCGGUCCCAAGCUCCUGCAGGAGUUCACCAUGGACGAAGAGGUGACAGCCAGUUUGCACAAGCACCGAAGAACCACCCUAGAGCGCCUGGAAAAAUACAUAUCAGACACGUACUUCACUGAUGUCAAUCUGAGAGGAAAGCUGUACCCAUUCAAGAAGAACAUUUCAAAAAUAUCUCACUGGAGAGUUCCUGGUGGAGAGGGGAGUUGGCAGCAAUGGAGCUUCAGGCAAAUGCUAACACAAAGUUUCACUCCCAUUAAAGUCGGAGAGUCUUUUGGCCCUACUUGGAGUACUCAUUGGUUCAAGAUUGAGAUAGCUAUACCUGAGGCAUGGAAAGGCCAGCCAGUCCUGUUUCGGUGGAAAAGUCAGUCUGAGGCAAUGAUAUGGAGCAGAAGUGGAGAGCCCUUGCAGACAGGAGACAGUACAGCUUGCAAUUGCUUCCCACGUGUCUUCUGUGCUUGCGACCUGAGACCAACUGGUGGUAGAGCAGGUCGUGCUUUGUUCACCAAGGGCAUGGUUCAGUUUGAGUUCUCAUGCUAG